AUCAUUAGUAACGUCCCAUAAAAGUGUUAUGUCUAUAUCCGGUGGUGCAAGUAGUACCUCAUCAGCAGCUAUAACAGAUUGCGACGAACUGGGUAUUGUAGUGGGGGAAGAAGCGGAGCAUGUAAGAGAACGCAUUUUUUGGGGACCAGAUAGUGCGUAUAAAAGGCAGAUAUAUAAGGCAGCGAUUACAGGGGAUUGGAGUAAAGCUUUAAGAUAUAAUAUAACUGAUCCUACUCGGCUCUGUUCUGUUUUGACUAAGCAAGGAGACACAGCUCUUCACAUUGCAGUGAGCAUGGAACAAACCAGCUUUGUAGAAAACUUAAUAGAUCAUAUCAGUCUGGAAGACAUGCAAAUUCGCAAGGUAGAUGGCAACACUGCCUUUUCUAUGGCUGCCAUUUCAGGAAACCUGCAAAUUGCUAAAUUACUACUUCACAAGAAUCCAGGAUUGGUUUGGAUUAAAGGACACAAAAACAUGCUUCCAAUUGAAUUGGCAUGUUGGGCUAAUCAGCCUCUUUUGGUGAAUUAUUUGUUUGAAAAUACUCGACUGGAUUAUUUGAACCGUCGGUUAUUAUCCAUUGAAGACAUUGUUAGGGUGUUUUUCUUGGCACUUACCACCAGCAAUUAUAGUGUGGCAUCUUCGUUGUUGGAUAUGUAUUCCGAACUUGCGAGGGCUGAAAACAAUGACGGACUAACUACAUUGGAAGUCAUUGCCAAAUUGCCCUUGGAGGGUGAUGGAGCUGGAUAUAGAGACAUUGUGCGUACGGUUUUUGAGCAUAUGGAAGGGGAAGAGUUUGAGUGUGCAAGAAUUUCAAAAGCAAUGUUUGAUGCAGCAAAAUUAGGAAAUGACAUGAUUUUGGAAUUUAUGUUUGGAUACAAUGCAAAUUUGUUGAUGGAAGUGAAUUCAAAGGGGCAAAGCUUACUUCACAUAGCCAUUCUAAAUCGCCGAGUAACCACUUACCAAUUAAUAUUGAGCAAGGGUGCAUACACCAAUGCUAUUCUGCAAUUCCUUGAUUUUAAGGGAAACAAUAUUCUUCACUGUGCUGGAAAGCUUUCAGCUGCAGAAAGAUUUGGAACACCUUGUCAUUCUCUACUUAUCAGUGAGGAACGAUGGUUUCAGGAAGUGGCAAGCAUAGUUCCAGGUGCAUUUAAAAGCAUGAAAAAUGUGAAAGGACGAACUCCAGAGGAACUAUUUUAUAAGGAACACAAAGAGCUUCAUGAAAGAGCUAUGUCAGAACAGAAUGAAACAGCAAACAAUUUUAUGAUUAUUGUAACUCUUGUUACCACAUUGGCUGUAACUGCUGCUCUCACUAUUCGGACCAACCCUGUUCAAGGACCAACUCCUAUCUUUAAAGAGACCACAUGUUAUACACAGCCCACGCAAGCAGAAAAUGUUUGACCAGGUCAUUGCUCGUCAUCGGAAGAUUGCAAUCGGGUGUUUGUUUCUUUUUCUUUCUAUAAUCACCAUUACU
Molecule: messenger RNA, 1469 nt
Organism: Arachis stenosperma
Lineage: Eukaryota; Viridiplantae; Streptophyta; Magnoliopsida; Fabales; Fabaceae
Exons: 7
Coding region: 29-1396 (455 amino acids)
Molecular function (GO): protein binding
Source: RefSeq, a predicted model, not a curated record